AUGGCCAAGAGGCGUCGUGAAUUCGCGUCGCGAGUGCAGCUCAUUACGCUCGACCUAGUUCUGCUCCUACUGCUGUCGCCCUCCCAUCAUUCCCUCGCCGCGGCCGCCUGCACCGCUGCAUUCCCCUCCGCGUCCACCUGCUUCCCCGCGUCCGCCUCUCACCGCGCCUUGAUACAGCUCUUACGACCAACCUCCGUCGUAGGCGCUCUCCACAGCUCUUCGCCUGGAAACCGCGCUCUACCGCUCAACGGCACAGCGUCGCUCAACGGCACAGCGUCGCUCAACGGCACAGCGUCGCUCAACGGCACAGCGUCUCUCAACGGUACAGCGUCGCUCAACGGUACAGCGUCGCUCAACGGUACAGCGUCGCUCAACAGUACAGCGCCGCUCAAUGGCACAGCAUCGCUCAACAGUACAGCGCCGCUCAAUGGCACAGCAUCGCUCAACAGUACAGCGCCGCUCAAUGGCACAGCAUCGCUCAACAGUACAGGGUCGCUCAAUCGUACAGCAUCGCUCAACGGCACAGCGUCGCAUAACGGCACAGCGUCGCUCAACGGCACAGCGUCGCUCAACGGCACAGCGUCGCAUAACGGCACAGCGUCGCUCAACGGCACAGCGUCGCUCAACGGUGGCGGCAGCGAUGGGAGUGCGUCGCUCAGCGGCAGGGGCGGCGGGCCAGUGGAGAAGGUGGGGCGGGCGGCGGAGAAAAUAGCGCACGCGGUGGGGGAGGUGGGGCAGGUGGCGAAGCAGGUGGUGGAGAUGUACGUGCGCCCCAACGCGCGCCCGCGCAUCCCGCUCGGCCCCACCAUCAUCAAAUGGCUCAAGCGCUCGCCCAUCCCCCAGCAGGUGCACGUGUCGCUAGCGAGUGCGACGGCGGGGGCGCUGGCGAUGCGCAUCACAUGGAUAACGAGCCAGCCCCGAUGCCUGUCGCUCGUCACGUGGGGGCUGCACCCCAACGCGCUCAACCGCCUCUCGCGCGGCACCUCCUCCUCCUACCAGUUCCUCUUCUACAGGUCAGGGUUCAUUCACAGCGUGGUGGUGGGGUCGGCGGAGCAGCCCCUGGCGGGCAACACGGUGUACCACUACCGCAUGGGGCGCAAGGGCAAGCGCCGCUCCUUCAAGACCCCGCCCACCGCCGCUGAUGAUGCCAUGGACAUCGCCAUCGUUGGCGACCUGGGGCAGAGUGGGUGGACGGUGAAGACGCUGAAGCACGUGGGCAGCCGGCCGCACGACAUGGUGGUGGUGCCGGGCGACCUCUCCUACGCCGACUUCAUCCCCUGGCGCUGGGACAGCUGGAGCACGCUCAUUGACCCCUACGCCAGCACGCGCCCCUGGAUGGUCGUGCCAGGCAACCACGACCAGGAGUCGCUCUCGCGCUUCGUGCCCGGCUUCAUCUCGUACAACGCGCGCUGGCGCAUGCCCGCUGCAGAGAGCGGGUCGCCGUCCAACCUGUUCUACUCGUUUGACACGGCGGGCAUCCACUGGGUCAUGCUCUCCUCCUACUCGGGCUUCCUCCCCGGCUCCCGCCAGUACACCUGGCUCAAGCGGGACCUGAGUCUGGUGGACAGGGCGCGCACGCCAUGGCUGGUGGCGGUGCUGCACGAGCCGUGGUACAGCUCCAACACACGCCACGAGGAUGACGGACGUCCCAUGCGCCAGGCACUCGAAGGGCUGCUCUUUGCUGCACGCACCGACAUCCUUUUUGCCGGCCACGUGCACGCCUACGAGCGAUCCGUAUGCCCCCACUGCCCCCUUCGAUUCGCCGCCCUUCGUGCACUCAGUUCUGCUGCCUCUUGA
Molecule: messenger RNA, 1797 nt
Organism: Closterium sp. Naga37s-1
Lineage: Eukaryota; Viridiplantae; Streptophyta; Zygnematophyceae; Desmidiales; Closteriaceae
Source: the annotation of a GenBank genome assembly